UACAAACAGACAGAGACAAGAGUUCACUGUCCUUUUGUCAAAGCACGGUGACAGUGAAGCUUUGGCUCCCUCUCUUCCUUUCUCUCCAAGCUGGAACUCAUGGCCGAUUCAUCAGAUGUGUGUCCCACUGAGGAUGCUCUUAAGGCAUUCCUAGAAUACUUGGUUGAUCCAGUGCUGCCAGCUAAACCUUCUACACGAGAUAAUUCCCCUUCACCAUCUCAACACCAGUUAGUUGCCAAACAGGUAUAUAUAUCCUCAUUCUUCUCUUUUAUUCUUGUACAAAGAUUAACCUGGGUGAUUUAUUUGGAUACCUGUUUAAGUUUUUUUUUUAAAUGUUUUUAUUCUCUGCUUGGAGGGUUGUUGAGGAUGUUGUGUUAUUAUUGUCUGAAGCAAGUUGUACAAGCAGUUCAUUCUGUUGUGUUACUGUACAACUACUACCACCGAAAACAAUAUCCAGAGCUUGCAUUUCUGUCCUUUGUUGAAUUUUGCAGGUUAGCUUUGGUUCUGAGAUCAACUUUAUCAGUGCAUAUGAAAUCCAUGCUGAAGCCUGAUGAAACUGAGCUUGUGGAGCAGUUGUCAUUAACAGAAGGAUCAGUGGUUGAAAAAGAUGUGGAUACCUUCAGCCGAAGUUCUGAAAUUACAAGUGGAGCCAUACAAAUGUACAAAAAGAGAAGAGCCAUUAAAAAACCUACAAAAAAUGAAUCAAAUUCUGAGGAAGAAGGAAUUUUGCAAAUUGGAUAUUCUGCAGUAAAGAAAGCUGCAGGUAUUAAUAAAACUGAUAUUACGUCUUUGGAAAGCUACACUGUGUAUUCUCAGAGCAAAGCAAAGACAGCUUCACGCUUUUAUAUAAUGAAGUGCUCCCAGUUGAUCAAUCUGGAAUUUAUUCAACCUAUCAAAUCUUUGAUUGAAAGGUUCAUUUCAAUUGCUAUUAUUUUUCCAUUGGCUGAUAGCCUGUAUCUGUGGCAAGCUAGCCUGCACUAUCUUGUUGCUCGAGGUGGUACUCCUGUUCUUGGUUUACUUGGAUAUUUGUCCCUAGACUUUUCAAUAGAAAUAAAUCAGAUUGUUAACAAAAUUUGCACAUGCUUAUGCGCAAUAUUUUAUAUCCCUUCUUUGAAUAGGUUGCUAGGUCCAUUGGUCAAGAGGAGUUCUAGCAGUUGGACAGUCACCUCAGUUGUUGAGUACUUCUAUGUGCUUCUUUAUUCUGAAGUAAUCUUGGAGUGGAUUUCUAGGUUGGUGUAGUUCUCUUUUCCCAUUUGGUAACGCCUGAUUUUGAUUGAUUUGGAUGUAUUUACUCAAUUUUACAUCGUAUAUUCCAUAAGUGAUGCCAUUUUAGUAUUUUUUUUUUUGCUCAGCAAAAAUAAUAUAGUGAAUUAAUUGAG
Molecule: messenger RNA, 1379 nt
Organism: Glycine soja
Lineage: Eukaryota; Viridiplantae; Streptophyta; Magnoliopsida; Fabales; Fabaceae
Exons: 6
Coding region: 100-1239 (379 amino acids)
Source: RefSeq, a predicted model, not a curated record